UCAGGUCAUACCAUGCGUCCACCCCAUCCCCGCUGGCAUGUACCCUGGCCGCAUGAUCAGGGUGCAAGGCAGCACUCCUCCUGGCGCACAGAGGUUCGCAAUCAACUUCCAAUGCGGUCCCAACACGGAUCCUCGCGAUGACAUCGCCCUCCAUCUCAACUUCCGAUUCGUGGAGAUGUGCGUCGUCCGUAACCAUCUCACAGCUAUGAACUGGGGAGUUGAAGAGACCAAUGGAGGCAUGCCGCUCAGCAGGGGAGACUCUUUCGAAGCUCUUAUUCUGUGUGAACCUCAGUCUUUGAAGGUGGCAGUGAACGGAGUCCAUUUCUGCGAGUUUCCCCACCGCAUCCCGUUCCAGAGGAUCUCUCACCUCACUGUGGACGGUGACGUCAUGAUCCAGCUGAUCGCCUUCGAAGGUGCCCAGCCACCGCAGCAGAUGUACAUGUCUGGACCGCCUGCGUACGGCGCGUACGGCGCUCCACCCCCGGCGUACGGAGCCCCCGGCUACGGCGGAGCACCACAAGGUCAAGUUGGACCCCAAGGAGCAAUGUAUGGCGGUCAACCACAACCACAGUUAGUUCAAGGCCAACAGCGGGGUGGUGUGGGGACGGGGGCAGCGGUGGGUAUGGGGGCCGCCGCCCUCGCCGCGGGGGGAAUUGCGGGGUACGCCAUGGGAGGUGGAUUUAACAGCGCCAGUCCUCCACCAGCGGUGGAGACGGCGUCGUUUUCAGAAUCCAUCGACUUUGGUGGAGACGACUGGAUGGAUUGA
Molecule: messenger RNA, 766 nt
Organism: Spodoptera littoralis (African cotton leafworm)
Lineage: Eukaryota; Metazoa; Arthropoda; Insecta; Lepidoptera; Noctuidae
Source: the annotation of a GenBank genome assembly